Molecule: messenger RNA, 984 nt
Organism: Enterobius vermicularis (human pinworm)
Lineage: Eukaryota; Metazoa; Nematoda; Chromadorea; Rhabditida; Oxyuridae
Source: the annotation of a GenBank genome assembly
CCACUUUCCAAUCACCAGUGGAGAUCUGGAAAGUAUCUGUUAUUUUUGUUCAUUUGUUUUCUAUUUUUAUGGUGCCUUGGUAUGACAUGCGUAACAGUGGUAAGUCUUUGCGCAGCAGUAGGUAUUAUUUUUGUCCGAGGCCUUUCCAAGAAAGCAUACAACCGGUUUAUCACAAUCUUCGUUGGUGUUGGUGUCGGUUCUCUUAUGAGUUCUGCAACGUUACAUCUUUUGCCUCAGGGGCUUGGACUGGUGGAUGACGUGAACUUUGAUUUUAUCAUUACUCAAUUGUUUUGUAUCUUUGGUAUUUACACAUUCUUCUUCUGCGACAAGUUUAUGAAAAUAACUUUGGAGUCUAAAAAGGUUUGCCUUAAUUACUGUAAAAUUUGUAAGCCGUUUAAUUUUGGUCACGAACAUGGUAUCUGUGUUCACGACCACGACAUAUCUUUCAACGAACAGAAGGAUUCUGCUAUUAAAACUGUGGCCCUGAUGAUCGUUUUUGGAGAUGGUCUGCAUAACUUUAUUGAUGGGAUCAGUAUGGGCGCUGCAUUUAGUGAAUCUUUACUUAGCGGUCUCAGCGUGUCACUAGCAGUCCUCGCAGAGGAAUUUCCUCAUGAGCUGGGUAACUUUUUCCUUGUCAUUAUUUCUACUUCAAAAACCUUAACUCUUCUUCACCUUUAUGGUCGGCAAACCUUAAUUUAUAAUCUUUUGAGUACAGUGACGUGUUUUAUUGGUUUUGCCGUUGGUGUACUGCUAGGAAGUGUUGAGUCAUUCCUGAAGUAUAUUUUUGGAUUCUCUGGCGGGAUGUUUCUUUAUAUUGCUUUGGCCUGCAUGAUGCCCGAAAUGAAACAGACCAUGGAAGACGCCUUAAUGAAGAACCGUAGAAGCGCCUUGAUUGUCCUCUCAUUGCAGUCUCUUGGUCUUACAAUGGGGACUUUGUCCAUGCUUUUCUUCGCACGCUACGGUUACCUUCUCAGUUUCAUAUAA